AUGGCCUUCAGCCCAUGUUGCCUUGAACCCAUUGUGCACCUAGAGGACAACCAGAUCACCGUGAUUGAGAGGGGGGCGUUCCAGGACCUCAAACAGCUGGAGAGACUGCGUCUGAACCGGAACAAGCUGCAGGUUCUCCCAGAGCUGCUGUUCCAGUCCACCCCCAAGCUGGGCCGUCUAGAUCUCAGUGAGAACCAGAUCCAGGCAGUUCCUCGUAAGGCUUUCCGUGGGAUCACAACUGUCAAAAACCUGCAACUGGACAGCAACCACAUCAGCUGCAUCGAAGAUGGAGCCUUCCGAGCCCUCCGUGAUCUGGAGAUACUGUGA
Molecule: messenger RNA, 327 nt
Organism: Salvelinus namaycush (lake trout)
Lineage: Eukaryota; Metazoa; Chordata; Actinopteri; Salmoniformes; Salmonidae
Product: slit homolog 3 protein-like
Exons: 5
Coding region: 1-327 (108 amino acids)
Cellular component (GO): extracellular matrix
Molecular function (GO): protein binding
Source: RefSeq, a predicted model, not a curated record